UAGUUGCAUGGCAAUUUCUUUUAAAUUUUUUUUCCAAUUUUCCAUUAGUUCAAGCUGUUUUUAUAUUUGAGAAUCAUCUUUUUAUAUAUAUACAGGUGAAGCUACCGUGAACAAGUGCUGCGAAGUAAGGAAUCAUGACCAUUAUUCUACUAGUUUGGAGCCAUAGAAAAUGAGAGAAAAAUGACUUUAAACUUGAUCCCCAACAGUACUAUGUCUUCUCCCAUUUCACCUAAUGCCUUAGUAUAUGUGUGUAUAAAUAUAAACGGUUUUGAGAUGAUAAUUGCUUUAUAAAAAAUGAAUAGUCAUCUACAAUCAUCAUAUCACGAGAAUUAUAUAGAUUUAACAACUAUAAAUGUUAUUUCUCACCAUCUUUAUUUAUAAAUCCCUUAUUAUAUGAUUUCUAAUAUAAAUAUAUAUAUAUAUAUAUAUAGAUUAGAUAGCUCUCAUUUUUGCGCCAUUGAAGCACCGGUUUGGUUAUCUUUGAGCUUACACUUUCAGGUAACACUCUGUUCUCUCAUUAUCAUUAAAUACCCUUUUGAAAUAUUUUUUUUAACUAGCCUGUUUAAUUCUCAGAAUUUCCAGUAAAGCAGAUUCUAAUUGAACUUAUUUUGAAACAUAUUUUUGUUUUUCUGUAUUUGUGGGUAGUUGAAAAAUAGAAAUGUUGCUUCAAUAUUUUCCUCGUUUGGCAUGUCUUUUUGGGUUUUUACUUGGAAAGUUCCAAGAACCGAAUUCAUUUUAUUUCUCCAUUGUUUCUCUCAACUAGUAGUGCAUAAUAUAGCUAUAACUCUCUCUUUUUGCGUUCUUUUCUCUAUAUAUUAUUGGAGUCUGUUACACAUAGAUAUACAAUAUGACUAUAUAUAUAUAUAUAUAUGCAUAGAAAAUUUCUUACCAUAAGGUCCAGAUGAAAUUUUCAUGCUAACUUAAUCGUAUCUAAUUAAAGAUAAAUGGCUAUUUUAAAAUAUACGUGUACUCUUAAUUGGAUACACCUUGGUCUAUAUGAAAAGUUUAUCAAAAUAUCUUGAUGAGAGAAUGAAUGUGUAUAUAUAUAUAUAUAUAUAAUACUUAAUGUUAUACUAUGAUAGAAAACAAAUUAAUCAAAUCUCUUUUCUGUUCAAAUUGAUCAACUUUAAAAAACAAUAGUAAUUUACUGUUAGAAGCUCAAAUUAAGGUUAGAGUGAUUAAAACUUUGAUAUUGUUUACUGAAACAUUCAGAAUGGGUAAGACAAUCCAGUUAUAUGGAUUUUCUCAUAUAGAGCAUCCAAAAGAUGUGGUUAAAUUUCUAGAAGAACAUACUGGGGAAGGAACUGUUUAUGCUGCUGAGAUUGGCCAGUCCAAAAAUGAGUCAAGGGCAUUUGCUACAGUUCAAUUCACUAACAAUGAAGGUGCUGAAAUUAUCAUGGACUUGGCUGAUCAAGAUGAAAAACUGUGGUACAAUAAGGAUUCUUAUUUAAAAGCUUGGGAGUCGAAACUCGACAUUGUAACAAAGCCAAAGGCCUUUGUCUAUGGCAUGGAUGAUAUAACAUUACACUUUGGAAGUCAGAUUUCUGAGGACAAGUUUUCUAUGCUAUGGAAAAGGGAAAAUGUAUCAGUGAAAUUUGGUACGGGGUUUAGAAAUUUCUACUUCUUUUUCUCUUAUCGUUCUGUCGGAUACAAGCUUGAGGUCCCAUCUGAGAGUAUUUGGCAGAUUGAGCUACGUCGUCCACGUGGUCAAGAUAGCAAGUUUCUUCUCAUCCAGUUAAUUGGAGCUCCUAGGAUUUAUGAGGAAGAUAACCCUGCUGUGAACUAUUUCAAGGAAGCUCAUGACAACUACUGGGUCCGGGAAGUGGAUUUUACUCCAUCAUCCUCCAUCGGGCAAUCUUUUACUAUAUGUUUGGAGCUGUCAAACAGAUGCCAGCUUCCAGAUUUGCGUGAUCAUUUUAUUUAUUACAAAGAAGACGAAGGCCGUUUCGAACUCGAGAAAGGUGACAGUUUCUCACGUGAUUCGAAUCUUGUUCCUAUUGUUGAUCCACCACCAGGCAUUGACUUGCCAUACAAGAUCCUGUUCAAGAUAAAUUCCUUGGUUCAACAUGGAUGUCUUCCUGGACAAGCACUUAAUAUCAAUUUUUUCCGGUUAGUCGAUCCAAAUAGAAUGAAAAUCAAUCACAAUCACAUAGAAUGUGCAUUGAACAGAUUAUAUCUUUUAAAAGAAUGUUGCUAUGACCCUGUGAAGUGGCUCAAAGAACAAUACAGAAAGUACCUCUCAGGUACACUAAUUCCUCGAGAACCUUAUAUUGCUCUGGAUGAAGGAUUGGUUUAUGUAUACAGGGUUCAAGUAACACCUUUGAAAGUGUAUUUCUGUGGCCCUGAGAUUAAUCUCUCCAAUCGUGUGUUGCGACAUUAUCCUAACGAUAUCCAUAAUUUUCUGCGCGUUUCCUUCGUUGAUGAGAACUUGGACAAAAUGUAUUCAGCAGAUUUAUCUGCGCGCACAACUUCAGCAGAUGAUGAGAAAAGGAGAACUGGAAUCUAUAAAAGGAUACUAAGAAUUCUAAAAGAUGGCAUAGUUAUUGGUGACAAGAAGUUUGAGUUUCUUGCUUUUUCAUCAAGUCAACUUCGAGAUAAUUCUGUUUGGAUGUUUGCUCCAAGACCAGGGCUUAAUGCGCAACGCAUCAGGAGAUGGAUGGGAGAUUUUCGUGAGAUUAGAAAUGUGGCGAAAUACGCUGCUAGGCUGGGACAAUCUUUCAGUUCCUCCAGGGAAACACUGAGUGUUCGUGGAAACGCAAGAGAAAUGAUUCCCGACAUAGAAGUCGAAAAGGAUGGAAUCAAAUAUUGUUUCUCUGAUGGGAUAGGGAAAAUAUCUGCAGAAUUUGCUGACAAAGUGGCAAGAAAAUGCAGCUUAAGUUAUACUCCAUCGGCAUUUCAGAUUCGAUAUGGUGGCUACAAAGGUGUUGUGGCUAUGGAUCCAAGUUCUUCCAAGAAAUUGUCAUUAAGAGAGAGCAUGUGCAAGUACAAAUCAAAGAAUAUAAAACUUGAUGUUUUGUCAUGGAGCAGCUAUCAUCCUUGUUUCCUCAAUAGACAAAUAGUAACCCUUUUGUCUACUCUUGGAGUUAAAGAUCGCGUUUUCAAAAGGAAGCAGAAAGAUGCAAUAAACCAACUGGAGGCUAUUCUAACUGAUCCAUUAAGAGCACAGCAAGGACUGGAAUCGAUGUUUUCAGGAGAAACCACAAACAUUCUAAAGGAAAUGCUUGUGUGUGGCUAUAAGCCAAAUGCAGAACCAUUUCUCUCGAUGAUGCUACAAACUCUUUGUGCAUCGAAGUUACAAGAACUGCGGAUAAAAACAAGGAUAUAUAUUCCAAAUGGAAGAUCUCUAAUUGGUUGCCUGGAUGAAACUGGGACAUUGGAAUAUGGCCAAGUGUUUGUGAAAUGUUCUCGUCGGAAACUCUUGGAUGAUUCUUCCUCUACGUUCAGCGAUAGCAGUUCAAGCGAAGACUGUUUCGUUGUUCGUGGAAAGGUAGUUGUCGCUAAAAAUCCUUGCUUACAUCCAGGAGAUGUUCGUGUUCUUAAGGCUGUGGAUGUGCUGGCAUUGCAUCACAUGGUGGAUUGUGUGGUUUUCCCACAGAAAGGAAAGAGACCCCAUCCUAACGAAUGUUCGGGGAGCGAUUUGGAUGGAGAUAUCUACUUUGUUUGCUGGGACCCUGAUCUUAUUCCUCGUCGGAAAAUGAAACCUAUGGAUUAUAUACCAGCACCGAUCACAAAGUUGGACCACGAUGUUACAAUAGAGGAAGUGGAAGAGUAUUUUACAAACUAUAUGGUAAAUGAUGCCUUGGGAAUUAUUGCAAAUGCUCAUACUGUCUUCGCAGAUUCGAACAUGAAGAAGGCUAUGAGCGAUUCAUGUCUUGAGUUAGCAAAGUUAUUCUCAGUGGCGGUUGACUUCCCAAAAACUGGUUUCCCUGCGAAAAUACCACCCCGUCUGCGUGUCAAAGAGUACCCGGAUUUCAUGGAAAAAGCCGACAAACCUACCUACGAAUCGAAACAAGUGAUCGGGAAGUUGUUUCGACAGGUAAAAGAUGUUGAACUACACACAAACUCCAUAAAAUCCUUCACUGAGGAAGUAGCGGCGAAGUAUUACGACCCAGAAAUGGAGGUGGAUGGAUUUCAAGAGUAUGUAGAUGAUGCCUUCAAGUAUAAAACAGAGUAUGACUACAAGUUGGGAAACCUGAUGGAUUACUAUGGAUUCAAAACCGAAGCAGAAUUACUGACUGGAAACGUUAUCGGAAUUUCGAAAUUUUUCGAUAGGAAAAGAGACUUGGAAUCUGUUAACUAUGCAGUAAAAUCAUUGAGAAAAGAAGCAAGGACUUGGUUCAAUGAUGAAGGAAAAGAGGAGUCGGUGAAUUAUGCAAAAGCAUCAGCUUGGUAUUAUGUUACAUAUCAUCCAAGUUGCUGGGGUUGUUACAAUGAGGGAAUGAAAAGAGAUCAUUUCCUGAGCUUUCCAUGGUGUGUUUAUGACAAGCUCAUAAUUAUCAAGAAGAACAAGACGAGCAUCAAAACUGUAAAUGUCAUCAUCACUUGAAAGCCAUAGGCUUGGUUUUCUAUUACUUUGAUUCAAGAAAUUUUACAUAUUUAAGGUGUUCGAAAUACGUUUUGUGUCAUAUGGUACUUCGAUUAAAAGCUUGUUAUGCUUAUUUUAUUUUCUGUUUGUGUUUUAUAUUGGAGGAGGUAUGAAGAUUUGAACUAGAGAUCAUAUUUCUUGAGGAAAUGUCCCAGUAGGGAUUGACCUCUUGUGGUACGUACUCUCUUAAUUUAUAAUAAUAUGCUUUAAUUUAUGUA
Molecule: messenger RNA, 4803 nt
Organism: Ziziphus jujuba (common jujube)
Lineage: Eukaryota; Viridiplantae; Streptophyta; Magnoliopsida; Rosales; Rhamnaceae
Product: probable RNA-dependent RNA polymerase 1
Exons: 4
Coding region: 1214-4546 (1110 amino acids)
Biological process (GO): siRNA processing
Cellular component (GO): nuclear RNA-directed RNA polymerase complex
Molecular function (GO): RNA-directed RNA polymerase activity
Source: RefSeq, a predicted model, not a curated record